Messenger RNA from Argentina anserina (silverweed cinquefoil), 597 nucleotides. RefSeq names its product serotonin N-acetyltransferase 2, chloroplastic. The record is from RefSeq and is a predicted model, not a curated record. Lineage: Eukaryota; Viridiplantae; Streptophyta; Magnoliopsida; Rosales; Rosaceae. The coding region runs from base 1 to 582 and encodes 193 amino acids. The transcript has a single exon. Gene Ontology annotation, molecular function: N-acetyltransferase activity. Gene Ontology annotation, cellular component: cytoplasm.
AUGCUGCUACGUGGCACGAUCUCCGCCCCUCUCCCUUCCCUCCGCCGCCACACAGCCACCGCCGCCGCUCCCCCUCAAAACGUCGCCAUCUCCCGCCACUCCCUGAUCACAUCCAAUUACAAAUACUCCAUCACCGACGAGGACCUCGAUUCCCGCGGCUUCCUCCUCCACCGCACCGCCGCCGACCUCAACCUCGACCACCUCAACAAGGUCUUCGUCGCCGUCGGGUUCCCCAAGCGCGACCCGGCCAAGAUCCGCGUCGCGCUCGACCACACCGACGCCCUGCUCUGGCUCGAGUACGCCAAGACCAGCCGCCCCGUCGCCUUCGCACGCGCCACCGGCGACGGCGUCUUCAACGCCAUCAUCUGGGACGUCGUCGUCGACCCCUCCUACCAGGGCCUCGGCCUCGGCCGCGCCGUCAUGGAGCGCCUCAUCGACGAGCUCGUCGGGAAGGGCAUCGGGAAUAUCGCUUUGUAUUCGGAGCCCCGGGUUCUCGGGUUUUAUCGCCCCUUGGGCUUUGUCGCCGACCCGGAUGGGAUCCGGGGCAUGGUGUAUUCCAGAAAGCCCAAGAAGCAAAAGUGAUGAACUAAUUGCAGA